AUGAGGCAGCUCAAUCCCAGCGACAUCGACAAACUCAUCACCAUUCGAGGUCUCGUCAUUCGUUGCACGCCCAUCAUCCCCGACAUGAAGCAGGCCUUCUUCAGGUGCAUGGCCUGCAACCACACCAUUCCCGUCGAGCUCGAUCGAGGUCGCAUCACUGAGCCAGACCGUUGCCCGCGAGACAUGUGCAACCAGCAGGGCACCAUUUCGCUCAUCCACAACAGAUGCGAAUUUGCCGACAGGCAAGUCAUUCGUCUUCAAGAGACUCCCGACGCUGUGCCGGAUGGUCAGACUCCGCACACAGUCACUCUCUGCUCCUACGAUGAGCUGGUAGACGUGUCGAAGCCAGGUGAUCGAGUCGAGGUGACUGGAAUCUUUCGCAGUCAGGCGGUUCGCGUUAAUCCUCGGGCGCGCACCCAAAAGAGCUUGUACAAGACGUUCGUGGAUGUCAUUCACAUAAAGCAGGGCGACACGCGUCGACUAGGAUUGGACGCCAGCACCCGCGGUGUGGCAGAAAAGGGUGACGCCCGUCGUGCUCAGGCUCUCGGAGUCGGUGGCGAGGAAGAUGACGAUGCGGACGACGACGGUGAGACCCACACCGCUGAAGCACUCAACUCCGAGACUGAGCAAAAGAUGCGUGCGAUUGCGAACCGCCCCGAUUGCUACGAGCUGCUGGCAAGAAGCCUUGCACCAAGCAUCUAUGAAAUGGAGGACGUCAAAAAGGGCAUCCUGCUGCAGCUGUUCGGAGGAACGAACAAGACCAUCUCUUCCGGCGGCGGGGGUGGAGGUCCAAGAUAUCGAGGCGACAUCAACGUGCUCAUGGUCGGUGAUCCAGGAACGAGUAAGAGUCAGCUGCUGAUGUACGUGCACAAGAUCGCACCUAGAGGCGUGUACGCGAGCGGCAAAGGAAGCAGCGCCGUCGGUCUCACGGCCUACGUCACCAGGGAUCCCGACACGAAGCAAUUGGUCCUCGAAAGCGGUGCCCUGGUGCUCAGUGACGGAGGUGUCUGUUGCAUCGACGAAUUUGACAAGAUGAGCGACGCGACUCGCAGCGUCUUGCACGAAGUGAUGGUGGGUAUUGACGCGAGUUCGAGUGUUGUGUGCUUGACUAAUCAAAGCUUCCCUGGUGGUAUAGGAACAACAAACGGUGUCGAUCGCAAAGGCGGGCAUCAUCACCACUUUGAAUGCCAGGACAUCUGUGUUGGCCGCCGCCAACCCCGUUGGCUCCAAAUACAACGUCCGAUUGCCCAUCACGCGCAACAUCGACCUUCCACCAACGCUGAUUUCACGUUUCGACCUGGUCUACCUCGUGCUCGACAAGGUGGAUGAAGCGUCGGACCGGCGUCUGGCUCGACACUUGGUGGGAUUGUACCUUGAAGACAGACCUAGCACCGCCCCCGGAGCUGACGUGCUUCCCAUCGAGACGCUCACGUCGUACAUUGGACACGUGCGUGCCAAUGUUCAUCCCGUGAUCUCGGCAGCAGCUGGAGAAGCUCUUGCCGAACGUUACGUGGCCCUGCGAAAAGCGGGGGAAGACCCGCGCAGCUCAGAGCGGCGCAUUACUGCUACUACGAGACAGCUCGAGAGCAUGAUCCGAUUGUCUGAAGCCCAUGCGCGUAUGCGAUGGAGCGAGACGGUGGAGGUUGAAGACGUCGAUGAAGCGGCCAGAUUGAUCGCCGAAGCGACCAAAAGCAGCGCUACGGAUCCCACCACUGGACUCAUCGACUUGGACCUCGUCAACACUGGUCGAGGUCUCGCAGGCCGAAAGCUCGCAAGCGAUCUGAGACGAGAGGUGCUGAGCCUCAUUGACUCGAUGGGGGGCGGAACGAACGCUGCGGAUGGCUCGACCGCCCCAAACGUAUCGGCGCGCGCAAUCAGGUAUUCGGAGCUGGCAAAAGCCCUCGCGGAACAAAGCACGUAUGGAUCCGUCGACCCCACCGAGCUGUACGAUUUGAUGAGAACUCUCGAGACCGAGGUGAGUCAAGGCGCGUUGCUAUGAAUUGUAUGCACUCAUGCUGACAAUCCUCACUGCUCUCGUAUGGGCACAUCUCUAGGGCCUCGUCAAGAUCGCGGGCAGUGGCGACAGAAGAACGGUCAAGCGAGUGGGCUGA
This is a messenger RNA of Ceraceosorus bombacis, 2111 nucleotides long. Lineage: Eukaryota; Fungi; Basidiomycota; Exobasidiomycetes; Ceraceosorales; Ceraceosoraceae. The record is from the annotation of a GenBank genome assembly.